Messenger RNA from Opisthorchis viverrini, 222 nucleotides. RefSeq lists its product as hypothetical. The record is from RefSeq and is a predicted model, not a curated record. The transcript has a single exon. NCBI's taxonomy places the organism in Eukaryota, Metazoa, Platyhelminthes, Trematoda, Opisthorchiida, Opisthorchiidae. Bases 1 to 222 code for a protein of 73 amino acids.
AUGUCUUGGCAACAGUGGUCAGGGCGAAUAAUCGACACGGCGGAAAGCCCACAAAGUCCACAAAAUGUGCCCCGAAACCAACGCGAUGAAGCCCAUCAUCCAUGGCAAAUGAAGGCAGGUCUUCCCUUGAGCACCGCCGGGACAAUGUCUACCCUUGGACACUCCACUGCCGAUGAAGUUCCCCGGUUGCAGAAACCGAAGUAUGUCCACAACCAAGUUUGA